AUGAACGACUACCAAUCGACAGUGACCGCAGUUCCCGAAUCAUUACGGAAAGCUGCCACCUACAUCCAAAGCCAAGUUCGCGACGACGGCCAUUGGUGCGCAGAAGUCAAAUCAAAUACCACCGUCACGUCUGAAUACAUCGCAUUCCUCUACGCCCUCAAACUACCCGUCCCCGAUGGCCCCGAGCCCUGGAUAUCCUGGCUGCUAUCCGAGCAAAAGUAUGAUGGCUCAUGGGGUCCCGCGCCAGAAAUCCCCGGCGAUAUAUCCGAAACAGUCGAAGCAUACUUUGCACUCAAGAUCUUAGGCCUUGACCCUGAGAACCAGGUCAUGAGGAAAGCAAGAAGUUGGAUUUUGGCGAAUGGAGGAGUAGCUCGCGUGCGCAUCUUUACUCGUAUUUACCUGGCUUGUUUCGGUCUAUUCCCAUGGUCUGCUAUUCCGGAAUUGCCGCCGGAGUUAAUCUUUGUGCCAGCGGCUGCUCCUUGCAGUAUCUAUUACAUGGCAUCUUGGGCUAGGGCUACUGUCGUGCCUCUAUUGUUGAUCAGUCACCAUCGACCGGUAUUCGCGCUGCCCAACGGACGGAGCGAAAACAAUACGUAUCUGGAUGAGAUUUGGUGUGACCGCGGCGCGAAUAAGAAUGUCCCAUAUUCGGAUAGCCUAUGGUCAAUGGCCUGGCAAUUGGAUGCCACAUCUGUGGCUUGCACCAUCGUCGAUAAAGCCCUGCAAUAUGUUAACGGAAUGCGCAAGUCUCCCUGGCGAUCUGCUGCCCGACGGCGAUGUCUUGAAUGGAUCUUGGAGCGUCAAGAAGAGGAUGGUGGCUGGGCAGGUAUCUUUCCGCCUAUGCAUGGAGGAGUCCUGGCCCUCUACCUGGAGGGUCAUCAUAGUACUGAUCCAAAGAGUCCUUAUCAGCGUGGGCUUGCCGGUUUAGAGGGCUUCAUCUGGACAGAUGAGCGAGGAAAGCGAAUGCAGGCUUGUGUAUCCCCUGUAUGGGAUACUAUUCUUUCGAGUAUCGGCUUGCUAGAUGCUGGAUUAGCCGGGGACAACGAAUAUAUCGUCCGCUCGAAUGCAUGGCUUCUUGCACGCCAGGAUAAGGAUCGCGGUGCUCAGUCUCCGGGUGACUGGAGAGUUUUAAACCCCAAUCUGAUCCCAGGCGCAAUCAGCUUCGAGUACUUUAACAAAUGGACACCUGAUGUUGAUGACACGGCAGCUCUCAUUCUCGCCUUCGUCAAGAAAGAUCCUAGCUCCAUCGACUCGGAUAGCGUGGUUCGGGCCAUCCAGUGGAUCUUGGGUAUGCAAAAUGCCGACGGAGGAUGGGGUGCUUUCGACCGUGAAAAUAACAAAUUGUUCUUCAAUCAAAUCCCCUUUAGCGACAUGGAGAGCAUGUGUGAUCCUUCCACAGCCGAUGUCACCGGACGAGUUAUCGAAGCAUUUGGAAUGGUGAUGGAGCAGCACAGCAAGAGUAGUGGACUUAUCGAGAAGUCUCUCCUCACUCAAAGUAUCCGAGAUGCCAUGAAACAGUCCGCCAACCGAGGAAUCGACUACCUUCUCCGCGAGCAAGAAAAAUCAGGCUCCUGGUACGGCCGCUGGGGUGCUAACUAUCUCUACGGAACGAGCAAUGUCCUCUGCGGACUCGCCAAUGCCCACUUCAUCGACAACUCAAAAGCAGGCCUAAUCAAUCAAUCCAUUAGACGAGGGGUCGACUGGCUAGUUAACGUGCAAAACACAGAUGGUGGCUGGGGCGAAUGUCUGGAGACGUAUUCACGCCCCGCUCUAGCUGGACAAGGGAAGUCGACAGCUUCACAGACUGGAUGGGCGCUUAUGGGCGUGCUCACGCUACUGCCAGUAACUGAUCUCACGGUCAGACGGGGUGUUCAGUAUCUGCUCUCGACCCAGAGGGAGGAUGGGGCGUGGACGGAAAGGGAGUUUACUGGAGUUGGGUUUCCGAAUCAUUUUUAUUUGGGAUAUGUUUAUUAUCCGCAUUAUUUCGCGAUGAUGGGUUUGGGGAGGUAUGCUUCGCUCUGUGGGUUGAAGGUGUUUGAGGAUGUGUCCAAGUAG
This is a messenger RNA of Aspergillus chevalieri, 2052 nucleotides long. RefSeq names its product terpene cyclase/mutase family protein. Gene Ontology annotation, biological process: triterpenoid biosynthetic process. NCBI's taxonomy places the organism in Eukaryota, Fungi, Ascomycota, Eurotiomycetes, Eurotiales, Aspergillaceae. Bases 1 to 2052 code for a protein of 683 amino acids. The record is from RefSeq and is a predicted model, not a curated record. Gene Ontology annotation, molecular function: intramolecular transferase activity. The transcript has a single exon. Gene Ontology annotation, cellular component: lipid droplet.